This is a messenger RNA of Pseudogymnoascus destructans, 231 nucleotides long. RefSeq lists its product as uncharacterized. NCBI's taxonomy places the organism in Eukaryota, Fungi, Ascomycota, Leotiomycetes, Thelebolales, Thelebolaceae. The transcript is spliced from 3 exons. The record is from RefSeq and is a predicted model, not a curated record. The coding region runs from base 1 to 231 and encodes 76 amino acids.
AUGGGAAAUCCAAAGUACGAGAACGGACAGGUGGUAUUCUAUAGGCCAAUGGCCGGCGGCAACGCCGAAGCCACAGAGAGCACCGGAAUCAUCACCGAUAUCCUCAUGGAGCCUGGCCUGCAGGCCAACAUGAGCGUUAAUGCCAGCGCGGCCCAGCCGCGAAAGAUUCAAAACUACAACACCGGCCAUACCAUUAGCGUGUUUGAGGAAAAUAUCCUAGGGAAGGCUUAA